AUGUCGUCUUCGCUGGAACGUGUGCCACAUGUGCGCCAUGCCACGCUACCCGCACAGACCACUCCCGAACAACGAUACUGGCGGGGAUUUACGAGCUCGCAGCUUGUGAAGGAGCACAACUCUGUUACUCACAUCCAUUUUGAUCCAAACCCUUCGCACGAUUUUGCAGUUACGUCCUCCACAAGAGUGCAGGUGUUCUCUUCGAAGACCCGCAAAGUGUCGAAGACGUUUUCGAGAUUUAAAGAUACAGUCUACUCGGGAGAGUUCAGACACGACGGAAAAUUGCUGGUAGCCGGAGACGCUUCUGGUUUGGUGCAGAUCUUCGAUGCGCUGCACCCUCGUACGUUGCUUGUUUCGCUUUCACCAUCAAGCCAUCCGACCCACGUGACGAAAUUCAGUCCAGGAAACACCACACAGCUGCUCACCUGUUCUGACGACAGAAUCGCCAGAUUGUACGACAUUGCCGACACCCAGCGGCCGAUUGUGAGCUUUGGGGACCACGAGGACUAUGUGCGGAGUGCGCAGUUCAUCAACGGAGUGUCGACAAAUUUAAUAGUGACGGGAUGUUACGACGACUAUGUGCGGAUCUUUGACGCGAGAGUCGGAUCGCAGCCGAUCAUCAAAUUCGACCACCAGGACCCCGUUGAGGACGUUUUGUCGCUGAAUCCAACUAGUCUGGUGUCCUGCGGUGGCUACAGCGUCAAGACCUGGGAUUUAACCGCGGGCAAGAACACACGGAGCCUUGCCAACUUCAGCAAGACGGUCACGUGCCUCUCUGACGCUGGCGAGCGCGGAGUGCUGGCCGGUUCGAUCGACGGACAUUUGAAGGUGUUUGACUCGCAGUCGGUGAACUGGGAUGUCAAGUUUGGCUGGAAGUUUGGUAGCGGGGUCCUGAGUUGCGGUGUGUCGCCUAAUCACAAACAUCUGGUGGUGGGACUGAACUCUGGUCUGCUCACCAUUAGAACCAGAAAGACAGAGCCAAAGGUGCAACAGGGCGUGAAGCAGGUCAAGUCUGCCGCUUUUGCGCGGAUGAUGCGCGGCUCCGAGUACCACGGCGAGAGCGAGUUCCGCGUCGUGGACGAUAGCAACGCCAGUUCCAAGAAACUGAAGCAGUUCGAAAAAGAUCUCAACAACUUCAAGUGGUCCGAGGCCUUGGACCAUGCUCUUGUGUCUGGAAUGUCCAAGGAGUCUACACUGUCCUGUAUGGAGGAACUGAGAAAGCGCGGUAAAGUGAGAAUUGCUCUUGGAGACAGAGACGAGGCUACUUUGGAGCCACUGCUCACCUGGUGCUUCAAGAAUAUCACCGAUUCCAGAAACGUCAGUGUCAUUGCAGACUAUCUCACUUGCAUACUGGAGAUGUACGGCGACCUGAUUGAGAAACAGCCCGUUCUGGAGGAACUCGUGUGGGGACUCCAGAAGCGUGUGGAGCAGGAGAUCCUCAAGUGCGAGGAGGCAUACAAAAUCGGCGGAAUGCUCCAGCUCCUGGCUGCUUAA
Ogataea philodendri is the source of this 1494-nucleotide messenger RNA. RefSeq lists its product as uncharacterized. Gene Ontology annotation, cellular component: nucleolus. Gene Ontology annotation, molecular function: protein binding. Gene Ontology annotation, biological process: rRNA processing; positive regulation of transcription by RNA polymerase I. The transcript has a single exon. Bases 1 to 1494 code for a protein of 497 amino acids. The record is from RefSeq and is a predicted model, not a curated record. Lineage: Eukaryota; Fungi; Ascomycota; Pichiomycetes; Pichiales; Pichiaceae.